AUGGCGUCCGACGACGGUUCCAACAGCACGGGCAAGACUCGCUCCAAGGCGGGCUGCCUCACCUGUCGACAGCGCCGCAAGAAGUGCGACGAGACGCACUCGAAGGAGCACGGCGGCGCGUGCCAGCGCUGCAUCUCGGGCGCAUGGCGGUGCGAGUGGCCUGCACCGCCCUCGGCCGCCCCGGUCCGCGUCUUCCAGCGCGGCGCAAAGGUGCGGGCAAAGCAAGAGCGCUUAGCCUCGCUCGCGGUCGACGGCUCGGUACCACCGCCGGGCCCAGUCGCCUCGACCUCGACCUCGGCCUCGGCGCCCAUCCUCGCCGGCCCACCUCAACUCGACCCGCUCAGCUCCAUCCUGCCGCCCUCGACACACGCGCCAGCACCGGCGUCGACCUCCAUCUUGCCCCCGACCCUGUCUUUCCCGCACCUCGCGCCGCCGACGAGCGCGGCCGACGUCGCACGACCCCUCUCGACCCACCUCGCACCGCCGUCAGCCGCCCAUGUCCCGCCAGGCGUCAUGUCGCAUCACCUUGCCAUCUCGCCCUUCUUCCAGUCCGGCGCGAGCGCGACCCUGUCGCUCCCGGCGUUCCUCCCCGCAGACGAGCCCGGCCCCGAGCGCCUCGAGCCGGACGCGUUCUGGCAGUCGGUCGACUCGCAGUUUGGCGUCCAGUUCAGCGCUCCUCCUGUACCCGUGCCCUCAACGUCGUUCCCUCCCGUCUCGUCCGGGCAAGAGGACACGCUCGAUCCUGCGUACGACGCCUUCUUUGUCGCCCACCUGUGUGCGCUCGACAAGCCUCUACGAGAUGCGGUCAUCAGCCAGAUCCGCAGCACCAUCGCCUCGAGCGAGCUGUGCAAGCACGCGGCCCUUGCGACGACUAUGCUUCUGCGCCUUCACGUCCUGCGUGACGCGCCCAAAGAGGCAGGGACGCCCUCGGUGCCGGGCGCCGACGAGUACGAGGUCCAGCGCCUGCGGGCCAAGGCGGACGAGUACUAUCGCCGCGGCCUCGAGCACCUCAGCCACCAGAGCAUUCCGAUCACGGCCAAGAUGCUCGCGCUCUUUGAUCUCUGGCUGCAUCAAUUCAUCACGGUCGGCGCCGAGGCGGCAUCUUUCCUGUUACUGCUCGGUGACGUCUUUGCGCUCGAGCUGGGGCCUCGCCCGUCGAUUCAGCAUUCGCCGAUCAACACGCCCGAGCAGGUCAUCAUCGCCAUCUCGGCAUGGGAGGACUGCAUCCGCUGUGCCACGUCGCCGCGACGGCGGCCCUUCUUCAGCUUCGCCGACCUCCCUGGCGACCCUCUCUCGCCCUCGUCCUCGGCCCUUCGCGACAGCGUCAACGACGUCCGGUCCGACAUUCCCGCCCUCGGCUACAUGCCCGUCGGCCUCCUCCUGUGCAUCGCGGCCAUCGCCAACCUGAGCGUCGACAUGGAGGCGCUCCCCGACGUCGUCGUCAAGGCCAAAGCGUCCGCCAUCGAGCGCGCCGUCCGAGGGUGGCGCCCUCUGCCGCCUGUCGCCGGCCUCGACAGUGCAGCGUUCGUCGAGCAGGUCUCGACAUCCGAGAUGUGGCGGCAUGCGAUCAUCAUCUACCUGUAUCAGGUCGGGCACCGCCAUGGGCCCAUGUCGGCCGUCCUGUGCGCAGCCGUGCAGCAGAUCCUCAAGAUUGGCUCGCCGCUGCUCGCGCGCUUCGAGCCCGGCCGCAUCUCGGACCUCGCCACCUUGUCGCCCUCACCGUCGACCAGCUCUACCUCGUCGCCGACCUCCUUGGUCGACCCCUCGACGUCCGAGGCGUGCAUCGCGAGCGCCGCCAUCGCCCUGUUCGCGCCCAUGGCGCGAGCCGUCCCGUUCUUCCUCGCCGGGACGUGCGCCAUGACGCCCGUCGAGCGGCGCACGUGCAUCGCCGGCCUGCGCGCGUGCGGCGAGGACCGAGGGUACCACGACGACAUGCUCGCGCUCGAGCGCAUCUGGGAGAGGCAGCGCAGCGACGGGUGGCCCAAGCCGUGGCGCGAGGUGCUCGACGAGGAGAAGUUGCACGUCGUCUUUCUGUAGCGGCGAGUGUGUGCGCGCAUGGCAAUGCAGCCGGUCGACCCUUUC
Rhodotorula graminis WP1 is the source of this 2082-nucleotide messenger RNA. RefSeq lists its product as uncharacterized. Lineage: Eukaryota; Fungi; Basidiomycota; Microbotryomycetes; Sporidiobolales; Sporidiobolaceae. Gene Ontology annotation, biological process: positive regulation of transcription by RNA polymerase II. The record is from RefSeq and is a predicted model, not a curated record. Gene Ontology annotation, molecular function: zinc ion binding; DNA-binding transcription factor activity, RNA polymerase II-specific; transcription cis-regulatory region binding. Gene Ontology annotation, cellular component: nucleus. The coding region runs from base 1 to 2037 and encodes 678 amino acids. The transcript has 7 exons.